Messenger RNA from Peronospora matthiolae, 135 nucleotides. The record is from the annotation of a GenBank genome assembly. NCBI's taxonomy places the organism in Eukaryota, Oomycota, Peronosporomycetes, Peronosporales, Peronosporaceae.
AUGACUAACAACCCGAGUGCCGAGAAGCUGUUGGAUGCACCAUACGGCUCGUCGUUCAUUCGCCUCCGAAUUGUCUGCGUGUUUGAGCUGGACGUCGUCCAUGUGGACAUGCAGACCACGAACAAUGACUGGUGA